CGGGCGCGGAGCGGGCGCGGAGGCCAUGCGGCGGCGGCGGCGGGCGGAGGCGGCGGAGGAGGAGCAGGGCCGCACCGCGCAUGCGCACAGGCCCUGAGGCCCCGCCGGGCGAGGAGACGGAGCAGGCCUCGCCAUGGACAACCAGUGCACGGUGCAGGUGAAGCUGGAGCUGGGCCACCGGGCGCAGCUGCGCAAGAAGCCGACCACGGAGGGCUUCACCCACGACUGGAUGGUCUUCGUCCGCGGGCCCGAGCAGUUCGAGAUCCAGCACUUCGUGGAGAGGGUCGUCUUCCGCCUCCACCAGAGCUUCCCCAAGCCCAAGAGGGUCUGCAAAGAGCCGCCGUACAAGGUGGAGGAGUCCGGCUACGCGGGGUUCAUCAUGCCCAUCGAGGUCCACUUCAUCAACAAGGAGGAGCCCAAGAAGGUGUGCUUCACCUACGACCUCUUCCUGAACCUGGAGGGGAACCCGCCUGUCAAUCACCUGCGCUGCGAGAAGCUGACCUUCAACAACCCCACCAAGGACUUCCAGCGCAAGCUCAUCAAGGCCGGAGGGGUGAUGGUGAUGCCCGAGGGGGCCGAGAGCGUCUCCCGCCCGAGCCCGGACUACCCGAUGCUGCCCACCAUCCCGCUCUCCGCCUUCUCCGACCCCAAGAAGACCAAGCCCUCCCACGGCUCCAAGAAGGCGAACCGUGACGGAAGCGGGAGUGGGGGCGGCGGGAAGGCCUCGAAGCCACACAAAGUGACUCGUGAGCACCGCGAGCGCCCCCGGAAGGACCCGGACGGCAAGGGCGGCUCCUCGUCGUCUUCCUCCCGGGACGCGGAGGCCGGGAAGCCCCCCAAGGAGCCCUCCUCGUCCUCGUCCCGGAAGCCGGUCGAGGGCAAGCCCCCCGGCAAGGAGGACCGCCCCCCGCUGCUCCCCAAGGCGGCCUUCAAGGAACCCAAAAUGGCCCCCAAGGCCGAGGCCGCCUCCCCCAAAGGGGGCGGGGCAUCGGGAGCGGGGGGCGGGGCCAGCAAUAACAACGCCCCGGAAGCGAAGCCCCCCGGGAAGCGGCCCCCCACGGCGGUGACGGCGGGAGAGUCCCCGAAGCCGAGCGCCAAGAAGCCGAAGAAGAGCAGCGGCGGCGGGAGCAGCGGAGGAGGCGGGGGGUCCGGGUUCAGCAAGGGGCCGAAGGGACCCCCACAGACGUCCUCCACGCCGUCCCCGAGGGGGGGCGGCCCCUUCGCGGAGAAGAAGCCCCCCAAGGAGAGGGCGGCGGCCAAGGCCGAGAAGGGCAGCAAGGUUGAGGCGGAGGGCAAGAUGGCCGCCCCCGCCAAGAAGGGGCCGGAGGCCACGGCUGCGACCGAGGAGGAGUCCCACUCCGAGGACGAGGAGCCCUCCCUCAAGUCCGAGUCGGCCCCGUCCAGCCCUUCCAACUCCAGCUCCAGCUCCGACUCCAGUUCCGACUCGGACUUUGAGCCUUCGCAGAACCACAGCCAAGGUCCGUUGCGCUCGAUGGUGGAGGACCUGCAGUCGGAGGAGUCGGACGAGGACGACAGCUCUUCCGGCGGGGACGAGGGGCCCCCCAAGGCCACCCCGGUCGGGCGGGACGCCAGGCUCAGCCCCAGCGACAGCGAGAGCGACAACAGCGUGGACUCCUGCCUCCCCGGCCGAGAGGGGCCCCCCGCCCAGAAGCCGCCCCCCGCCCACAACAAGGUUUCCGGGCGGAAGAGCCCCGAGUCCUGCAGCAAGUCGGAGAAGAUGCUGAAGAAAGGCACCUACGACAAGGCCUACACGGACGAGCUGGUGGAGCUGCACCGGCGCCUGAUGGCCUUGCGGGAGCGGAACGUCCUCCAGCAGAUCGUGAACCUGAUCGAGGAGACGGGACACUUCAACGUCACCACCACCACCUUCGACUUCGACCUCUUCUCCCUGGACGAGAGCACCGUCCGCAAGCUGCAGAGCUACCUGGAGGCCGUCACUACGUGACCCCCCCCCCCCGGAAAGACCCCCCUCUUUUGUAAAACAAACACAGACGUUGCUCUGACACCUGGAUCACCCCUCCUCCCCUUCCUUUGGAUCAAUGGACCCUCUUUGGGCCAAAACGGGUCGCCGUCCGGAACAUGUCCUGGACAAGUACCCAUUGAAAACGGUCGAUCCCGGAUGAGUACCCAGAUAAAACAGGUCGUCGAUUUGUUGUUAUCCUGGACGAGUACCCAUUGAAAACGGGUCGCCAACUGGAUGUUAUCCCGGAUGAGUACCCAUUGAAAACAGAUCGCCGUCUGAAUAUUAUCCUGGACAACUACCCAUUGGAAACGGGUCACCAUCUGUUAGCUAUCCCGGACAACUACCCAUUGGAAACGGGUUGCCGUCUGGAUAUUAUCCCGGGUUGCUGACUGGACAUUAUCCUGGAUGAGUACCCAUUGAAAACGGGUCGCCAUCUGGAUCCUAUCCUGGAUGACUAUCCAUGGAAAAUUGUCAACCCUGGAUGAGUACCCAUUGACAAUGGGUUGGCGUCUGGAUAAUAUCCUGGAUGAGUACCCAUUGGAAACGGGUCGCCGACUGGAUAUUAUCCUGGAUGACUACCCAUGGAAAACUGUCGAUCCCGAACGAGUACCCAGUGAAAACAGAUUGCCAACCAGAUGUUAUCCUGGACGAGUACCCAUUGGAAACUGGAUCUUUGACGAGUACCCAGUGAAAACGGGUUGCCAACCAGAUGUUAUCCUGGACGAGUACCCAUUGGAAACCAUCGAUCCCAGACGAGUACCCAGUGAAAACGGAUUGCCAACCAGAUGUUAUCCUGUACAAGUACCCAUGGAAAACUAUUGAUCCCAGACGAGUACCCAGUGAAAACAGGUUGCCAACCAGAUGUUAUCCUGUACAAGUACCCAUGGAAAACUAUUGAUCCCAGACGAGUACCCAGUGAAAGCGGGUUGCCAACCAGAUGUUAUCCUGGACGAGUACCCAUGGAAAACUGUCGAUCCCGGACAAGUACCCAGUGAAAACGGGUCGCCGACCAGAUGUUAUCCUGGACGAGUACCCACUGACAAUGGGUCGCCGUUCGGAAACUAUCCUGGACGUGUACCCGUUGAAAAUGAGUCGCCGACUGGAUACUAUCCUGGACGACUACCCAUUGGAAACCAUCGAUCCUGGACAAGUACCCAGUGAAAACGGUUCGCCGACCAGAUGUUAUCCUGGACGAGUACCCAUGGAAAACUGUCGAUCCUGGAUGAGUACCCAGUGAAAACAGGUCGCCGACCAGAUGUUAUCCUGGACGAGUACCCACUGACAACGGGUCCCCGUUUGGAAACUAUCCUGGACGCCUACCCAUGGAAAACUCUCGAUCCCGGAUGAGUACCCAUUGACAACGGGUCGCCGUUUGGAAACUAUCCCGGACGAGUACCCAUUGAAAAUGAGUCGCCGACUGGAUAUUAUCCUGGAUGAGUACCCAUUGGAAACCAUCGAUCCUGGACGAGUACCCAGUGAAAACUGGUCGUCGACUGGAUAUUAUCCUGGACGACUAUCCAUGGAAAAUUCUCAAUCCCGGACAAGUACGCAUUGACAACGGGUCGCCGACCAGAUGUUAUCCUGGACGAGUACCCACUGACAACGGGUCGCCGUUUGGAAACUAUCCUGGACAAGUACCCAUGGAAAACUCUCGAUCCCGGACAAGUACCCACUGAAAACGGGUCGCCGACUGGAUACUAUCCUGGAUGAGUACCCAUUGGAAAUGAG
This is a messenger RNA of Anolis carolinensis (green anole), 3712 nucleotides long. Its product is annotated as protein ENL. The transcript is spliced from 11 exons. Bases 134 to 1966 code for a protein of 610 amino acids. Gene Ontology annotation, molecular function: chromatin binding. Lineage: Eukaryota; Metazoa; Chordata; Lepidosauria; Squamata; Anolidae. Gene Ontology annotation, cellular component: transcription elongation factor complex. The record is from RefSeq and is a predicted model, not a curated record. Gene Ontology annotation, biological process: positive regulation of DNA-templated transcription.